Molecule: messenger RNA, 733 nt
Organism: Diatraea saccharalis (sugarcane borer)
Lineage: Eukaryota; Metazoa; Arthropoda; Insecta; Lepidoptera; Crambidae
Source: the annotation of a GenBank genome assembly
UACUGUGCAUGAAAGCUAACCUCAACCUGUUUACCCUUCAGCGUAGGAAAGUAUAUAGUCGUGAUAUUAAUUAGGUUUACCAGUUAAUAGUUCUUUCUAACUGGUUGUUUCACAUUAUUUACUAAAAUGUCCCGCUCUGUUCGUGCUGAAACAAGAAACCGUGUUAAAGAUGACAUCAAGAGGGUCAUGCAAGCCGUGGAAAAAGUUCGCCAUUGGGAAAAGAAAUGGGUGACGAUUGGUGAAACUACUAUGAAAAUUUAUAAAUGGGUACCAAUUUCGACAAACGAGCAGAAGAAGAAACAUGCGGCGAAACGCGAAAAUAAAGAAAAUGCACUAACACCUAAAAAGAUGCACGACUCUUCAAAUUCUAACUUCGGAAUGGCUGAAGAUUCUAAUACAUGUUUUUCAACUGUAAGUGACUCUCAAGGACCUACAGAAUUCACUUCCACACAUUUGAAUUUCUCAGAAGACUCAAAUUCCCAAAGUAGUGGUACUACAACACCUGCCAAACGAUUAAAAACCGACUGAGGUGUUUGUUACAAAAUUGAAUAUGGCUAAUAUACUGUGAAAAAUGAACUAAAUGAUAUCACAGAGACAGGAAUUAUAUUAACAUCUAAGUGUGUUAGAGGUUGAUGUGUGUAUUAUUUAAUUUAGACAAAUGUGCUGUGAAUUUUUUUAAUGUCUGCAUUUACAACAUGUUACAAUCACAAUUGAAAAGACAUACAUUAUUGAC